Molecule: messenger RNA, 8173 nt
Organism: Hemicordylus capensis (graceful crag lizard)
Lineage: Eukaryota; Metazoa; Chordata; Lepidosauria; Squamata; Cordylidae
Gene: ABCA13
Product: ATP binding cassette subfamily A member 13
Exons: 47
Coding region: 88-7980 (2630 amino acids)
Biological process (GO): transmembrane transport; lipid transport
Cellular component (GO): intracellular membrane-bounded organelle; membrane
Molecular function (GO): ABC-type transporter activity; ATP binding; lipid carrier activity
Source: RefSeq, a predicted model, not a curated record
GAUAACCAUGAACAGCUGAAUGCAACGUCAUUACAGGGAGAAUUUCCAUGCUCUGAUGAAUAUUUUCUCAAGGAGUCAACAUACAAAAUGGCCUGCUUCCUUCACCAGCUUGAAGAGUGGUAUCCUAUUAUCCUAAAAUUUUCCAAGAUUUACCAAGUUAAUGGCUCAGGCCUGAACGAGCUCUUAGGAUUUUGGGAUAAACUGUCACACUAUGUUUUGACUUCUAGAACUAAUGCUAGCAGCUUAACCCACUGCAUGUUAGUAGGGAAGAAGCAAACUUAUCUGCAGCUCAUUAAAGCACUGAAUAACAUGACUUCAUCUGAGCUUCUAGCAAUCAAGGCUCUCUUUGCACAACUUGCAGAUGCAGAUGGCCAUCAGAACACUGACAGGAACAGUACGCUGUUAAGGAUGAAGACCAUUCUUACUCAUUUAAACAGCAUGAACGAUGAGAUGUUUGGAAUAAAAGUAGCUGAAGAUAACUUGAGAUCUUUCUUUUCUGCAAUAAGGCCUUUAGUAACUUGGUCACCAGCUGGAAAUGAGACAUACAUGUUGCUUAGGACUUUAUUGGUUUUAGCAAGGAAUGGUAGUCUAAUAGACAGAUUAGAAACUAUCUGGCUUGAUACAGAGAGAGAAAUAGAAAAUCUGUUGUCAGAUUUUAAUAUUAAGCAUUUGCUGUCAUUGAUUGACAAAGAAGUCCAACUGCUAAGCACCGCAGAAUGGCAAAAUAUUUUGUUGUCACUUGCAACUGUCUUAAGACCAUUUAAUGCGUCAUUUCUAGAAACAUCACUAAAGAGUUUUGAAGACAUUCUUGAACAUGGGAAACAAUGGCUACAAGAAUACAAUAAUAAAAAUUACUCUAAAAUAAUAAAUGCACUAGUCCUACUAAUGACUGGCAAAAAAUCAUCAAAUGAGAUAGUACAGAGCAUCAAAGAUAUACUGUCCUUUUUGGAACUGCUUAAGAAUGGAAAUGAAGAAAAUGAUCCUAUUUCCUUCCUUACUGAUUUUCUUAGUGGCAAAAAGUUGAAGAAUGUCCAGAUUGCUCAUUUGAUUUUGCAAAACAGUCUGCUUAAUGUGAUCUAUGAUCUUACGACAAAAGAGGAGGAAUUGCACUCCAAUGAUACAGACCUCCAGAUAAUGGAAUUCAUUGACCUGUUCUUUGAUGGUGCACAGUAUGAAAACUACAGAAAAGAUAUCACUCCAUCCCAAAGCCAGACAAUUGAAUUAAUUAAAGAAAUAUUGCAAGUCAUUUUUCCGUCAUCCACAGACCAUUACAGGAACAAAAUAUUUUUCUUGCUAAAGAACAUACAUAAGGAUAUAAUUGCGGAAAUGAGUGUAUUCCCCAGGGAUAAAAUUUUAGCUCUUUUAAAUCUCAGUCAGUUGGAUAAUCUAAAUGAGGAAGUUGAUGAAGUUAUCCAAAAUAAAAGUUAUUCAAGAAUUGGAGAUUAUAUACAUGACUUAUUAAAUGAAGCAGUCAUGUCAACAGAUGGGGCUUUUCAAUUUGACCAAGCCAAAGGAUUGAGAAUCUAUGAGAUGUGUCAAGCUCUGCACAAACAUUUAAACUCAGAAGAUGCCCACCUGCUGUGGAAAUUGCAGGCUGCAGCUUUGAAUAUAUUGACAACUUUUUCAGACAAUCCUGCCUUUAUCAGCAACCUUCAAUGUGCUUUUAAGAGCUGUAAGCAUGGCUUAACAAGGCACUUCCUUCUCUCUGUCCUUGAAGGAAUCAGUUUGUUCCAUGGUCAAUACCAGCAUACCGAGAAAGCAUGGUCAGCUUCCACACAAGGGGACUGUGAAAACUUUGUAUCUCUAAGAAAGAAGCUUUCCAGUAUUUUGGCAGAGUUCCACAGGGUCUUAUACACCACCACUGACAACAACUGUGAAUGUCAACAUGACUCAGAAAGCAUUGACAAACACAGGCAAAUGUUAACUGAAACAAUAGAGAUACCUCUGUCAGCCAACCCCCUGAUGGCUUUCCUUAAUAACCUGAGUCUGCCAAUUGAUGUGAAAAUAAAGGAUUGUGUGCAGAAUACUACUUUGCUGACCGAGGAGCUCCAUUCCUUAAUCAAUAUCUCUGACAAAACAAUCACUAUUGUCAUGGAAUCUAGUAUCUCGCAUCCAAAGUUUCUUUCCAGUGCCCUUGCAGCUGUUUUAGCUGGCAGAUGUAACGUGGAAGCACUUAGCCCUUUACUGAUGUUUCCAGCAGAGGACAAGACUCCUGCUGCCAUCGAGGAACUUUGCUCUCUGCCCCCACAGCAAUUGUACACCAUGACUGUACUUCUCCUACAGAACCUGAAUCUGCGCAACCUCAUUUAUAAGAUCAAAAUACCAUCUGAAGUAGAUGACUUACUCAACACUCUGUUGGAUGUUGUUUCCAGCAUCAGCUUGCUUCUAAAUAAAGCUGAGCAUGUCUUUGAAAAUCUCCCCAUAUUCUUUCAAACUUUUAAAAGUGCGUCUCUGCUCGAUAUAUCUUCUUUCCAAUCGAUCUUCCAAAGUGGGCAGCCUAGAAGCCUUGCUGCUGGUUCCUUGCAGUCAGUCCUUAAGGCAGUGUGUAAAGAAGAAUCCUCCUUCUUCAGCAACACAAAUAUGUUCAUUGAUAUGCCUAGAAUCACAGAGGUUUUGGAGGAAGAUAUGGCAAAAUUCAGCAUUCCUGAAGACACAUCACAAUUUUGCUUGCAGCUUUAUCAGGACAUUUUGCAGUCGCCCAAUGGAGCUCUGAUUUGGACCUUCCUCAAGCCAUUGUUGCAUGGGAAGAUACUGUAUACUCCUAAUACCGAGAAAAUUAACUUGGUGAUUCAGAAAGCUAAUCACACAUUUGGUUUUGUGGAGAACCUGAAGCUAUAUUCCGAGGCUUGGCUUCAAAUGACAGAACUAGCUAAAAACAGUGAAAACUUCCUCGUGGUCAGCCAGCUGCAGGAUGCACUGCAGAACACCUUUGUAAAGAACUUUGUGGAAAGCCAACUGAAUGUGGAUGUGAAAGAACUAAUUGGGAAGCUGAGAGUAUAUAAGACCAUGAUAGAGAAAAUGCUUAAAAACUCGAUGACUGAACAAAUUAACCUCAUGGCACAGUUCAUAGUCAACAUCUCUUCCUGUCUUUUACUGGAUCGUUUCCAGCCUGUUGAGUCUGUGAAGAAAUUGGAGUCAAAGGCACAUGAACUCAUGCAGCAAAAUAAUCUUUUGGCUAGUAUUAUAUUCAAUACUUCAAGUCAUAAGAGAGAUCGAGCAAAUGUUGUUAAUGAGUUCCCAAAGCACAUCUCGUAUACUAUUCGAACUAGUGUCUUGUAUAGCAUGAGAACGGAUCUAAUCAAGAAUCCAGUGUGGAAAUCCCAUCCCCAAAACUUGCCAGCCAAUGGGUUCAAGUAUAACCAUAUUUUCAUUCCACUGCAAGACAUGAUCGAAAGAGCCAUCAUUUCAGUGCACACUGGAGUAGAUACACUGGAUACAGGAAUACAAGUUCAAGCUAUGCCAUAUCCAUGCCACACCAAUGACCUAUUCUUGAAUAAUAUUGGCUUCUUUUUUCCACUUAUAAUGAUGUUAACAUGGAUGGUAUCUGUGGCAAGUAUGGUACGAAAGCUUGUUUAUGAGAGAGAAAUUUGUCUUGAGGAGUAUAUGAAGACUAUGGGUGUGCACCCAGGUGCCCAUUUUGUAGCUUGGUUUCUGGAGAACUUUCUUGUACUUGCUAUAAGUAGCUGCACUCUGACCGUCAUCCUAAAAGUGAGCAGCAUUUUUGCCUUCAGCGACAGCUUCCUUGUCUUCCUCUUCUUCCUGGAUUUUGGUGUUUCUAUUGCCAUGCUAAGCUACUUGCUCAGUGCAUUCUUUAGCACUGCCAACACAGCAGCCCUGUGUGCUAGUUUGGUGUAUAUGAUUAGCUUUUUGCCCUACAUCAUCUUGUUGGUCCUUCAGAAUCAACUGAGCUUUGUGAACCAAAUUGUGGUGUGCUUCCUUUCUACAACUGCUUUUGGGCAAGGAGUGUUUUUGCUUACCUUAUUUGAAGGUCAAGAAAUAGGAAUUCACUGGAGCAACAUAUACCAGCCCUUGACACAAGGAGGAUCCAUGACCUUUGGAUGGGCAUGCGGGAUGAUUCUUUUUGAUUCCAUCCUGUAUUUUAUUAUUGGAUGGUAUUUCAGCAAUAUAAUUCCUGGAAAGUUUGGGUUGAGACGAUCCUGGUACUUCCCUUUUACUCUCUCUUACUGGAAAACCACAUGCAGUGCUGGAAGCAAAAAGCUAUCUUAUCUAAAACCUACAAUGUUUUUCUUCAAUAAAAACUUCCCAGAAAUAGGUUCCCUUCCAAAAGAGGACAAAAGGUGUAGUGAAGAAGAAAACCCAGUAGGAGUUGUGUUGAUGUCACUUACCAAGGCGUACUCUGAGAGCAACAAGAUUGCUGUUAAAGAUCUUAGUCUUGCUUUCUACAAAGGUCAGAUCACAGCUCUCCUGGGUCCGAAUGGAGCUGGAAAGACAACAGUCAUAUCAAUGUUGACAGGCCUGUACCCACCUAGCUCUGGAACCAUUAUCAUCAAUGGGAAGGACAUGGAGACUGACCUCACUGCCAUUCGGACAGAGAUGGGAGUAUGUCCUCAACAUGAUGUCCUGUUUGACACGUUGACUGUUCAAGAACAUCUGCUGCUUUAUGGGUCUGUGAAGGCCCCACUCUGGACAAAGAUGCAGCUACAGCAGCAAGUCAGUAGAGCCCUGAAGGAUGUUGGAUUACUGCAGAAUCAGAACAAAUAUACUGGAGCCCUGUCCGGAGGAAUGAAGAGAAAGCUUUCCAUUGCAAUUUCCUUUAUUGGUAACUCAAAGACCGUGGUCUUGGAUGAGCCCACCAGCAGUGUGGAUCCAUGUUCUCGUCGCAGCAUCUGGGAUAUUCUCCUCAAGUACAGAGCAGGUCGCACUCUGAUCUUCACCACUCAUCACCUUGAUGAAGCAGAAGUACUGAGUGACCGCAUUGCUAUCCUGCAGCAUGGGCAGCUGAGAUGCUGUGGUUCUCCUUCUUAUCUGAAGGAAACAUAUGGCCAAGGACAUAGUCUAACAUUCACAAAAAAGCCCUUUGCAUUUUCAGUUGAAGACCCCAGAGAUACCCUUCAUGUUACAUCUCUGGUUCAGGCCUACAUUCCACAAGCAUUCCUGAAAGAAAACAGUGGGAGUGAGCUGACCUAUAUGAUCCCAACAGAGGCUGAUAAGGCUUCCUUUAAAGGCCUUUUCCAGACUUUGGAUGAAAACCUUCAGCGUCUCCAUGUGACUGGCUAUGGCAUUUCUGAUACUACACUGGAAGAGGUGUUUUUGAAACUACUGCAGAGCACAGAGAGGACAUCACAUAUUCCAGUGGCUGUGGACUUGGAGUUCCCUCAAGCAAACAGCAAAGAAUCUACAAAUGGUAAUUCUCUGAUGGAGGCUCAAAGUGUUUAUGGACGAAGGCUUGUUCUCACACAGAUUGUUGCCCUUCUAAUGAAGCGUCUUCAUCACACCAGGCGAGACUGGAGAGGAACUCUAUCUAAUGUCCUACUACCUGUCAUCUUUGUUGCUAUGGCAAUGGCCUUGUUUACCGUGAAGCCAUUGGCUAUUGAUUAUCCUUCACUUAAACUGACUCCUGGACUUUAUGACCAUGCUGAAUCCUUUUUCAGUAGUGCUCAGGAUAAUGACCUUCCUCAUGUGCUGCUGCGGUACUUGGCAGAUGAGGAUGACCUGUGCUUGCAUUCAAGUCAUAACAUAAGCAAUUAUUUAUGCUGGCAAACCACGUCUGGUUUACAACAGGAAUCUUCACCUUGGUGUGGAUGUGCAGUGGGCCAAGAGAUGUGUCCUCCCUUGAAUAUGUCAGCUCCAUAUAUAAAGAACAAGAAAGGUCACACUUUGUACAACCUUUCAGGCCUUGAUGUUGAAGAGUACAUAAUCAGGCCUUCAAACAAAACAAGGUAUGGAGGUUGGUCUUUUGAAGGAAAACCAUCUACUGAAGCUCCAAAUAGGAAAGUAAAAAUGUCUCAUCAUAAAUCUCUAGCUAAGGUAUGGUACAGUCAGAAAGGAUUCCAUUCCUUGCCUUCUUAUUUAAACCAGCUAAACAACCUUGUUUUAUGGAAGAACCUGCCUGCAGAUAUGGACUGGAAACAAUAUGGAAUCACACUCUACAGCUGUCCAUAUGGAGGAACACUUCUGGAUGAGGAUAAGAUAAUGGAAAACAUCCGUCAGUGUGGAGUAGCUCUCUGCAUUAUGUUGGGGUUCUCAAUCCUUACUGCCUCCAUUGGAAGCUCAAUUGUUAAAGACAGAGUAUCUGGGGCAAAGCGUCUGCAGCACAUCACUGGACUCAGCUAUAAGACAUAUUGGCUUGCCAAUUUUCUAUACGAUAUGCUGUUGUACCUAGUUCCAGUGAGCCUGUGCAUUGGCAUUAUUACUGUUUUCCAGCUAUCCGCCUUCACUUUCCGCGAUAACUUGGCAGCCACUGCUCUCCUGCUGAUUCUCUUUGGUUAUGCAACCCUUCCAUGGAUGUACCUGAUGUCACGUUUCUUCUCCAGUUCAGAUGUCGCUUUCAUUUUCUACAUAUCCUUAAAUUUUGUGUCAGGCCUUUGCACGAUGCUGGUGACCCUCCUGCCUCGUUUGUUAGCUGUGAUUUCUAAACAAAAGAGUUUUCAGAAUAUCUACAACAUCCUCAAAUGGGCCUUCAUUGUUUUCCCACAGUUUUGUUUAGGACAAGGUUUAAUAGAACUCUCCUAUAACCAAAUUAAGUCUGACUUAACACGGAACUUUGGAAUAAAUUCUUAUGUGACUCCUUUUGAGAUGGAUUUCUUGGGCUGGAUCUUCACAGAAAUGGCUCUGCAGGGUACAUUUCUCCUUUUCCUGCGCAUCCUACUACAUUGGGACUUGCUCCAAAAACCAAGGGGCCAUAGCUAUAUCACUAAUGCCACAGUCUUGACUUCAGAAGACACAGACGUAGAGCUGGAACGAAACAGGGUUUUUGGAGGAAAAACCAAUAAUGACAUCCUUCUGUUGUACAACCUUAGGAAGAGUUAUCGAGGUUUCAACAAGAGAAACAUUGCUGUGAAAGACAUUAGUCUGGGGAUACAGAGAGGAGAGUGCUUUGGCCUCCUGGGGGUGAAUGGAGCAGGGAAAAGCACCACAUUUAAGAUGUUGACUGGAGAUGUGACUCCAUCGGCAGGACGUGCCAUUAUCCGAACUCCUACAGGAUCUGAAAUGGAUAUCUCAUUUGCCAGCAGUGAAGGCAUUCUCAUUGGUUACUGCCCACAACAAGAUGCCCUGGAUGAUCUUCUGACUGGUUGGGAACAUCUCUAUUAUUACUGCAAUCUACGUGGAAUUUCCAAGCAGCAUAUCAAUAAGGUGGCUGGAGACCUAGUUAGUCGGUUGCAUUUAGAUGCACAUGCUGAUAAGCUGGUGAAGACAUACAGUGGUGGGACCAAAAGGAAGCUUUCUACAGCCUUGGCUUUAGUUGGCAAACCCCACAUUCUUCUGCUGGAUGAGCCUAGCUCUGGAAUGGAUCCUUGUUCAAAGAGGUACCUCUGGAAAACUAUCAUGAAGGAAGUCCAAGAAGGCUGUGCUGCUGUUUUGACAUCACACAGUAUGGAAGAGUGUGAAGCCCUCUGCACACGACUGGCUAUUAUGGUAAAUGGCAGUUUUCAGUGUCUUGGUUCUCCUCAACAUAUUAAAAACAGAUUUGGUGAUGGCUACUUAGUCAAAGUGUGGUUACACAAAGAAUCCAUUUGCCAAAGUGCUAUCAUAGAAUGUCUGCAAAUUCAUUUUCCUGGAACACUUUUCAAGGGACAGCACCUUAAUCUGUUGGAAUACCAUGUGCCACAAAGAUGGGGUUGCCUUGCAGAGCUUUUCAGAGUUUUAGAGAACAACAAAACUUUGUUUCAAAUUAAGCAUUACUCCAUUAGCCAAACUACUUUAGAGCAGGUGUUUAUUAAUUUUGCUACCCAACAACGGGAGGCUUCACACUCGGUACAGGAAUCUUGCACCAGCCAUAUCUGCCAUUUGCCAGUGUAGGCUUCAGAUAUGGUAGAACAAAGUGCAUUCAUCUCUGAAUAACAAGAACUGAAUAUGCAGUCAUAUGUACAUAGCAGAUUAAAAGAAUCUAUAAUAUGCUUUUAUCUUGUUUUGAUCUGGGACCAAACAGAAGUAAGCCAGAGACAUGAAAAGGAUGAUUCAUUUCUUCUUCUUCAAAUAAAAUUGGUUUUUA